Molecule: messenger RNA, 2878 nt
Organism: Camellia sinensis
Lineage: Eukaryota; Viridiplantae; Streptophyta; Magnoliopsida; Ericales; Theaceae
Source: RefSeq, a predicted model, not a curated record
AUUUUCCAUUGAGAGAGAGAGAGAGAGAGAGAGAGCUUUUCGAAAAUGGCGUCGAUCUACACUCUCAUCUCCCAUUAGCCAACCUGGAGAAAGAAAAAAUGGAAGCAGCACCACCACAAUACGCGAAGCAGCGAUCGUACGGAGGUCCACCAAUAGAGAUGAUGACAAGACAGCAGGCGGCAUCGUCGCAGCAACACUCCAAUGACAAUGACAACGAUCGCAGCAGCGGAGAGCUUCGCGCCCUCGACUGUAACCUCACCUCCCUCUGCGACCACGUCCAGCUCGAAGGCUUCAACAAUGGCUCUUUCUCUGACAUCCUCGUCCACGCUAUGUCCUCCACCUACCGUCUUCACCGCCUCAUCCUCUCUCGCAGCUCCUACUUCAGGAACAUGCUUCAUGGUCCUUGGAAGGAAGCUAAUGCUCCAACUGUGACCUUGCAUAUUGACGAUAAGAAUGUUAAUGGGGAGGCAAUUGCAAUGGCUUUGGCAUAUCUUUAUGGGCAUCACCCCAAGCUUAAUGAUAACAAUGCAUUUCGUGUGCUUGCUGCUGCUUCUUUUCUUGACCUUCAGGAUUUAUGUGCAAUUUGCACGGAUUUUAUUAUAUCCGAACUGUGGACUUCAAAUUUCUUAGAAUAUCAGAUUUUUGCAGAGAGCCAAGAUUAUGGUAUACAUGGAGAACGUGUUAGAACUGCAUGCUGGGGAUACCUUUGUCAAAGUGGUGCCAUGGAGUUGAAAGAGGUGCUUCCGAAACUAUCUUCUCAAACUUUGCAUGCAUUGUUGACAUCAGAUGAACUGUGGGUACCUAGCGAAGAGAAACGGUUUGAAUUGGCAUUAUACGCAUUCCUUGCAAAAUGUUCUUUUUGCAAAGGAGAACAUCCAGAGCAAGGAAGUUCAUCUUCUGAGAUGGGAACAAGUACUCACUCUAGUUCUCCUAAAGUAAAGGGAAAGAAUUUGAUUGAUAGUGGCACUAAUAAACAAUUGGAAUCUGAACUGGGGUGCAUGAGUUUGAAUGAUGACCUUGAAGGUCAUAAUGCUGCUCAUAAUAUUUUGGUUGAACUUGCGGACUGUGUGGUUGAUUCUCAAACUGGGGUUCAUAGUUCAAGACAACAGGUGCAACAAGGUUCAUGCACCAAAUCACAUAUGGAGCCAAGAUAUCAUUGCAACAUUGAACGGCAUUCAUCAAGUAACUCAUUUUCAUAUACCGAUGAUGUUAGAUCCUCGUGUUCUUAUCUUGAAAUGCCAAUUGGUAUUGGAGCAAGUGGAUUAGCAGGUGAUGGUGGUGUUAUGGAAGGGCCAUCUGAAGAAGGAUCUUGCUACCAAUUUAAUAACAAUAGUUGGCUUUCCAGGGACCAGAGGCACUGCAAUUCGUUGAAUUCUUCAUACAAUGGGUUCAUGCCCAAUGAAUGGGGAAGAUGUGGCAUGCCUCCUCUAUCAUGGGGUGGCAGGAUUGUGGGUCGAAGACAGGUAAAAGGUUAUGCCAAAGGGAACUGUGGGGUGAGUGGGGAAGAAUAUGAUUCGUUUGUCAAUAUUUUUGAAGGAGGUUCUCUUUUAUAUUGUAAUAUGUCUUUUGAAGCACUUUUAAAUGUGAGAAAGCAUCUUGAAGAAUUGGGGUUCCCUUGCAAAGCCAUCAAUGAUGGUCUUUGGCUGCAGAUGCUUUUGAGCCAACGGGUGCAAGAAAUCAGUGCUGACACUUGCAAAAAUUGUUGCCUUGUCAGUAUGUCAUGUGCAUGCAGGCAACAAUUUGGGUUUUCACAUGGAGUUUCUGCUCCUGGUUAUUGUGUGCAAGAGCAUGAUCAUAAUAAUCAAUCAGGCAACAUGGGAAAUGUUUAUGUCACUGAUUCCACCCAAGGUGAAGGAAACGGCCUCUUUAGGCCCGUGAGAGUUCAUGUUAGGGGGGCUAUUGAUGGACUAGCCGGUAUUGGACGUGGAACCACAUUUGUGCCCGCAACUGCUUGGCCUCCAACACGUUUUGUCUUUUCUCGUGUACCAUAUGGUAUGGGCAACCGAAACUGCCAGCAGUCUCUUGCCAAUGAUGAUUCAGAGGCUCGAGCUGACCACAAUGGGGACCUGACUGGGGAUGGGUUGACAGCUUUGGUUGGGCUCAGCCAAGGUGUGAACAUGGCCAAUGCUCCUGGAGAUCAAACAGAUAGAGGGUAUGAGACGGAUCUACAAAGCAGAUUGGCUGGACCUUCUGUUGCUGGGCCUAGUACAAGUGGCAUUACUGUGCAGAUGCUAGAGUCACCGGAGCACACCAUUGGAAUUGAGUGGGAGAAUGCAAACAGUUCUAUAUCCUUGGAUAUGAAAACACCUUUGAAUCACUUCCCUCCCUUCCGCUUUGCGGUGGAAUUCCAGGAUGUGCACAGGCUCAGUGAUGGCCAAGUGAAGCACUCUCCAGAAGUAUUUUAUGCUGGUUCUUUGUGGAAGGUUAGUGUUCAUGCUUUUAAUGAUGAAGACCCUCAAGGACGCAGGACUCUUGGAUUAUUUCUUCAUCGACGGAAGGCAGAGAUAACAGAUCCCCUUAGAAAGGUUCAUAUGUACAUGGAUUCUCGUGAAAAGGUCACUGCACGGUAUCAGUUGAUUUGUCCAUCAAAAAGAGAGGUCAUGGUGUUUGGAAGCUUGAAACAGACGGGAACUCUUUUGCCUAAAGCACCCAAGGGAUGGGGUUGGCGCUCAGCUUUGUUAUUUGACGAGCUUGGCGAUUUUCUCCAAAACGGGGCCUUGCGAGUAGCUGCUGUUGUGCAGCUGGUUUGACAUUGUAAGGAAGUUCAGUUGCAUUUUACGAAACGCUUGUUUUAUUAAUGUAAUGUUUCUCAUGUCACAUGGAAUGUGUAAAAAAUAUAUAUUUUUUGUUUGGCAAUGAAAAACAAUUUAUUAAAAAA